AUGCCGAAUAUGUUGGACAAACCCGAUGGAAAAGAAGAUUCCGCCCGCCAAGAGGACGGGGCAGACUCCAAGGCAGCCCAAUCUCCUACCACAAAUGACCUUAACUAUAAUUCACUGAAACCAAAGCGGCUGACUCGGGCCGUAACCGCUGGUGCCCGUCGACUGAGCAGCAAGACGAUGGUCUCGCGAAGGAGUACCCUCAAUAUUGAUCGGGAUAUCACUGUCGACCUAUCGUGGUAUUCGCUCUGGCUUUCUUCACGGGUCCAGAACUUGCCUCCAACUUACUGCCAAAUAACAAUCGAUGGCGAGCAACUUUCGGAACCGGGGGUCCUCCAUCGUUUCAUGGAUAAAGUGGAACAGUAUGUGAAGGACCGUAAAGGAUUGAGCGUUGACAACAUCAUUGAAUACCUACAGUCAACGGAUUCGAUCGAUUUCACCGAUAGCAAAUCUCUCAACUGUGUUCGAGGGCUCAUCUUCAGCAUUUUAGGCUGGCAAUCAAUGCUGUACCGGCCAGAUUUGACUGGCUGUCCUUCCACUCAGUUGGCUAUCUAUCAUGACGACUCUCUUCCUGAUUCUAAGCUUGUCUUCUACGCGUACAAGAUGUCCACUGAUUUAUGCGACCGUCCCUUGUUCGCCUUGUUAAGGGGGUUCGGAAAUCUCCUGCCGGCGGGAUAUCACAUCCACCAAGAAACAUCUGUGCUAAGUAAGAAGGCUGUGGCAUCAUGGAUUCCACUUUACCCGAGCGAAGUGAACGCCUAUCUUCUUACCACACUCCUUGGUGUUCGGUUUCGUUGGGUGGACUCCAUCUCCCUGCACCUAGAUUUCGACAAGUCAAGCCGCACUCUAUCACUCUUCUGCUUCCCAUCAAAAUGCGUAUCCCAGCUAAGGGACGGAGGAUCAAUUUUUGCAUUUGCAAGCACGGAGUUCGAGUCGGCGGACCCGAGGGCGAAUGAGAGCGAUAUCACACAUUUGCUGGUAGAGGUCCUUUUGUCCUAUCGUCUGCUGUUUGGUCAAUCAAAGAAAUCUCGGAAAGUCUUUCGACAGACUUUCGACCCGCAGAAACUCCCCUGCCCCCAGCCAGAUACGCUUCUAGCAGCCUUGUGCUCCCAGAAGCAGGUCCCCGCGAAACUGGGAGAUUUCCCACUUCCAGUAGACCGGCACAUUUACUAUGCAGCUCGGGAUUUUUCAGUAUUACACGAUCGGGUGGAACUGCUCUUUCAAGAAUUAAAUGGAACCCGGCCGAAGUCAAUAUCUGGGCUCUUGAAGGACAGGAGGGACACAUUGCAGUUCUGGACGUUUUGGUUGGUUGGCAUUUUCGGCUCAUUGAGCGUGACAUUGACGUUUGCGCAAGUAGUCAUGCAGGCGUACCAGGUUUCUCACGGCAAUUGA
Molecule: messenger RNA, 1389 nt
Organism: Clonostachys solani
Lineage: Eukaryota; Fungi; Ascomycota; Sordariomycetes; Hypocreales; Bionectriaceae
Source: the annotation of a GenBank genome assembly